This is a messenger RNA of Aspergillus campestris IBT 28561, 739 nucleotides long. RefSeq lists its product as uncharacterized. The record is from RefSeq and is a predicted model, not a curated record. NCBI's taxonomy places the organism in Eukaryota, Fungi, Ascomycota, Eurotiomycetes, Eurotiales, Aspergillaceae. The annotation marks the transcript as partial. The transcript has a single exon.
CCACCCACCCGAACCCCUUUCCCCGGCACCAUGGCAACGUCCCCGGCGCACCCCAGGCCCCUCCCUCGCCGUCUCCUCCCUCCCUCAUGGUCCGGGAGCCCCAAGCCCGAGCCCCGAUACCCGCCAACUGGUCAAUCCUGGAGCCCCGACCCCGAGCCCCGCCAACUGGCGAGUCCUGGAGCCCCGAGCCCGAGCCCCUCCACGGGCCCCGCCCCAUCGAGCCCUGCCAACUGGCAAGUUCUGGAGCCCCGACCCCCAGUCGCCCCGAGUCCCGCCAACUGGCCAGUUCCUCCCCCGGCCUGGGAACCUAGCCGGGUCCCGGCUGACGCACAGCUACCCUCGCCGACCCGGGGACCCAUGGACCCGCGCCAACUGGCGAGUACCCGACCCCGCCAACUGGCCAGGCCGAGUGAUUGGAGUCCUCUUCCGCAGUUUCACCUCGGUCCUCCUUCGCAGGUUCCACCUCUGGACUCCUCCACCGACCACCAGGGGUCCACGGAGCCCCGUCAACUGGCCAGCACCGCGGCCCCGAGCCCGAGCCCCGGCCGCAGGCGCAGCCUGGCCCCUGGCCCCGACCCCCGCGGCGGCCCCUCACCGCCCGCGGCCAACUGUGGACUUUGUCCUGGCCGCCCGCGCGCCUGCCCAAGCCAUCGUCGCAACUGGCGGGUCACGCGCCCCGGAAGGUAAGGGUCACGGCCGGGAAACCCGGCCGCCUCCCCCCUCCAAGCGCCCGGCGCUG